Manis pentadactyla (Chinese pangolin) is the source of this 417-nucleotide messenger RNA. Its product is annotated as sperm-associated acrosin inhibitor-like. The coding region runs from base 1 to 276 and encodes 91 amino acids. The transcript has 4 exons. The record is from RefSeq and is a predicted model, not a curated record. Gene Ontology annotation, molecular function: protein binding. Lineage: Eukaryota; Metazoa; Chordata; Mammalia; Pholidota; Manidae.
AUGCAUCUCUUCUCAUCGUGGAUCAAAGCUGUUUUCCUCGUUGCCCUGAAAUUUCCUCUUUAUUCGGAAACGGCUUUUGUACCUGCACUAGACAUUCGUGACAUUCGUGAAUUGCCAGGCUGUAGUGUGUAUGCAGACCAACCACAUUUUUGUACAAGGGAAAUGGAUCCAGUCUGUGCAACCAAUGGCCAAACUUAUUCUAAUAGAUGCGUGUUCUGCAGUGAAAAAUUAGAAAAUAGUGGAAAGUUUGAAUUUAGUCACUAUGGUGCAUGCUGAUUCUGUCUAAACUACACAUUCCUAUGGCUUUUAUUGCAAUCCUAUUUCGUGAUGGAUUCUACAGCCAAUUAAGGUUCUGAAGUCCUAGAUGACCAAGCAAAGCCUUCUAUGCUACACAAGAUGGAACACAGAAUGAUGAAG